Molecule: messenger RNA, 1249 nt
Organism: Boeremia exigua
Lineage: Eukaryota; Fungi; Ascomycota; Dothideomycetes; Pleosporales; Didymellaceae
Exons: 2
Coding region: 367-1008 (213 amino acids)
Source: RefSeq, a predicted model, not a curated record
CAGCUUGUCCGCCGCGAGAAAGUCACUUCGCGACUACGAGACACGUUGCGCUUCCUUGCGCGACUUGCCGCCGUGGUUACCGUGCCAUCUGUCUUUUUAAUCUAACAACCCCGCGGGCAACCCUGCGGUUAAUAUAGGAUGCGGAAGCGCGACGCGAAAGCGCCUGAUCGGGGGAAAAGGACAGGUAUGAAAUCGGGUCGAAGACGUAUAUAGCCUGCUCUGGGAAUGAAACUGUUCGUUUUCUAGUUCAAAGAAGAAGUCGAGCUGUUCUGUGCUUCGAUCCUUUUCUCUAGAGUCAGGUACUUACUCAGCACUGUCGACCCACCUUUCACAAUUCACCCACGGCACCAAACCGGACUUGGCAAGAUGAAGCUCCUCGCGUUCAUUCCCGUCCUCGCAGCAUCCGCGCUCGCAGCAGCAGCAGAUGCCGCACCUGACUCCGACGCGCCACCCGCCGACCCAACGCCCGCCGGCGCUCUCUGGACCGCAACCUGGAACAGCACUACCCUGACUCCCUUCAAAACCAGCUGCGCUACAAAAUCCACCUACAAAGCCGCCAUCUACAAGCUCUCCCAGCUCUACCCGGACCUGGAGGACUACGCGCCAACGCUCAAGGUCUUCUACAACAAGCAGCUCUACCCCGGGUCCUGGUCUGGCGUGGACAAGCACGGCAACGAGCGUGAGCUGCUGAUGAUGGAUGCUGCGGCCCUGCCAAAGAAGGUGCGCAACUGGAUCCAGACCCAGGGGACGCAGAGGCACUACAGUGUGCAUGGGGAAGUCGUGUUUUUUGCACCCGGCGCGGUUUACCCGCUGCUGCCGCUGUGGGUAGAGGGCGACGAGGGAUGUGGAGGCGUGUUCGAGGGGCUGGAGACGUAUUCAAAUGUGCCCGAUGAUGGGAAGACGAUCGGGAAAAUCAGUCAUAAGGAGAUUGGUGAUGGUGAGGUUGAGUUUACGGUUGAGGCAAUGAAGGUUGAGUUGGCGGGGACUGGGGAGAGAAGCGAGCUUUGAUGGCGGGCAUGAGCCUGCGGUUUGCAUUCGUGGCGGCGUUUUGGAUGAGAUUUUUGGGACGUGAGUCCGCGACUGUGUUUUUUGAAGCAGAUGUGCCAGUUAUGUUCUUACUUCACGCGCCAACAUAUUGCGUACGUAGUUGAGCUGCCAGCCGGACAAUUGUUUCCACAAUCAUAGAGUACAGUAGGGAUAGGAAUUCAACGUUCCGCAUUUGUGCUUAACAACAAUACCUAGAUCGCAG